UAAUCUACCAAUUACCUUGGAUAAAGUGGAAAAAGAAGAAGAAAAAAAAAACCUUGAAAAAUCAACAAUUGAUUCUAAUUACAAUUUUUAAUUAAAUGUGAAAAAUGUACCAAUCAAAUUAACCAACCACUAGAUGUCACCAAGUAAACAAAACAAAAAGCCGAUACAACUUUUGAUUGAAUAUUGGAUAUCCAAGGAUAAAUUGGCCGUUUAAGGUUAAUUAUAAUUGAUUAUAAUUAAGCCCCAGUUACCCUGGAAUCACCUUUACAAUAAAUUAAACCAUCCAAAUUAAACCCAAUAACCCAAAUCCAAUUAACUGUUGCUCCCAUCCGAGUGGAUGAUUGAACCACUAGAGGGAACCAUAAAUCAGCGGAAUUCAUUUAUUAAUUAUAUUUGAUCAGGUUGUUUGUUUAUCUUCAAAACAGUUAACAUUUUAAAUUGAGAAGCAAAAGAAAAACAAACUCCCAAAAGUAAAUCAAAUCAUUGAGAAAAACUCGUAAUUUUUUUUACUUCUCACAAUCAAAGUGACUUUUUUGAUUUUUUUUUCUCUCUCUUAUUGUUUCAUAGAAUUGACACUUUUUGUUUUCUUAUCCAUACUAAUCAUCAUGACAUCAACAUGUUCACAAUCAUCAUCAUUAGUUAAUUUGGUUAAAUUGUUAACAUUUAUCAUGUUAAUCGUUGAACCUGGACUAUCAUUGUUUCAUAAAAGUUUCCGUGGUCGACUUGAUGUUUAUGAUUUAACUGUUACGAGUGACAACCGGUCAGAAGUUUACCAGACAAAUUCAAGGUUCUUAAUGAAUUCAAGUUCAAAGCCGAUCGUUUUUCCAACAUCAUCUCCGCUUCCAGCCUUUGACCAUCAACCUCAAGCUCGGCCAAAAGUGUUGCUACCAGAUCUAAAUGAAAACGGUGUCCCAAAGUGUGUCAAACAACCUGAUGAUACUUUCUGUGAACAAGUUGAUAACUAUCCCAGAGUUGACCUACGAUCAGAUUUUGGACUUAAUUUAGAUGAAUUUAGAGAUAUUUUCGGAGAAGUCAAGGAAAUCGAUGCUCGUAAAUCUUAUUUCGAUGAUGAUUCAGCUGAUGAAAGAAUAUGUGGUGGCCCACGGAAAAUUGUCUUCCCAAAAAUGGCCAAAACCCAAUCGAAACGUUGGGUUUAUAUUGUCAACGAUGAUGAAAAUUUCCGACAAUCAGUUGUAACCGAAAUUUGCUCGAGACCCGGUAAACCUUGUGCGUACCUUGAAGAUGAUAAUCUUCCCGCUGGUUUAUCGUCACAAUGUCGACAAAAAUACGCUCGAGCCCGUCUUAUGGCCUUACACCCGACGGAACAAAGGACUUACCCCGAAUACUUUGAAUUUCCUUCUUGCUGUGCGUGUUACAUUAAAAAUCCUUACAACGAUAGGGGUAAAUUUAGACAGUAACAAAAAUUCUAUUAUCAAUUAAAUAUAUUUAAUAAUUUAAAUUCUAUUAAAAAACAAUUUGCACCAAAAA
This is a messenger RNA of Panonychus citri (citrus red mite), 1488 nucleotides long. Its product is annotated as protein spaetzle-like. The transcript is spliced from 4 exons. Gene Ontology annotation, cellular component: extracellular region. Gene Ontology annotation, biological process: innate immune response; regulation of Toll signaling pathway; central nervous system formation. The coding region runs from base 606 to 1418 and encodes 270 amino acids. Gene Ontology annotation, molecular function: Toll binding; growth factor activity. NCBI's taxonomy places the organism in Eukaryota, Metazoa, Arthropoda, Arachnida, Trombidiformes, Tetranychidae. The record is from RefSeq and is a predicted model, not a curated record.